CAUAAAAGAUACGAAUCCAUGUGCACGUUUUUGUCGACUUAGAGUGAAAAUAGGCCAAAAUCAUGCCUAUUUUCAAUUGGUUAUAGCUCCUUAGGAUGAUUGGCGACCCCCAAUGUCUAUUUCAUGAAUACUUACCUGGAUAACCGACUAAUUGCCAAGUUGUUCCCAAAACGGAACACCCCUUCGAAAAAAAAUGGAACAGUCCGACCCAAGGCGCCACGUGCGAACCGUCUCCCUAACAAACGUCCUCAUUCCCUUUUCGACGUUGUUCGAAGUCGGAUACAUCUAGCCUUUGAAAACUACGACUCUUCAAGCAAUUCUUUGGAUUUAUUUUUGCCUUGGAUUUCUUUUUGCCUUGGAUUUAUUUUCAACUUGUGGUUGACAAGAUAUCCUUUUUAUUGUAGUCUCGAUCGGCAUGUCCGCUCGCAAGUCUUUGUGCUCGGCGUGUGGGGGCCCUAACCGAGUGUUAAGCAAUUAGUCGGUUAUCCAGAUAAAAUAAUCAAAGAUUACUUGACAAAACAACAGAAAAUAUUGUAUCAGGAUGUGAAUCUAAUGACACCAGCAAAUUGGCAUAAACAUCAUGAAGUAGAUAUUGCAGAAGUAUUCACUGAACUCAGCUUAUUCAAGUCUGGAAAAGAAGGUGGAGCACAAAACAAGUCAACAUGUAUAAGGAAGAAAGGUGAACCCACAUCAUUAACGGAGGUAUUACAUAUUAUUAAAUCAACAGCUUCAUGUAAGGUAUUAAUAACAGGAAAAGGAGGAAUGGGCAAGACUACACUCCUCAAAUAUAUUACUUACAAAUGGGCUACUGAUGAUGUACAUAAUGCCUUUGCUGGUAAAUUGCUGUUUCUGUUCAAUAUUGGGGAUAUUAAAGCGGGUACAGAUAUCCUGGAAAUAAUUAUGAAAAACAUAAGUACGAAAGAAUUAAUUCUUCAGAACAAUUUACCAUCUGAUUCAGUUGAAAGAUUCCUGAUGAACCAUGCUGAUGAUAUAGUGAUUUUUUUAGAUGGAUAUGAUGAGUUGCAUAGCGAUGCAAAGGACCCUAUAUAUCUGUUCAAAGGACUUGAAUUGGAAAAAAGCACUGUGGUGAUAACGUCCCGACCUGACAAAGCAAUUGAUUUGGUUAGAUGUUGUACAGUUCAUAUUGAAGUGAAUGGUUUCAGUUCAAGAAACAUAAAGGAGUAUAUUCAAAAUUAUUUUUGUUCAACAAAUAAAUAUGAAUCGAGGGAAUUACUAUUGAAGGAGUUUAGAUUUGAUUUAGAGGAUGAACGGAAGUGGGGUGGUAAUCAUAAAGUGGCAUUUGGAUUGUGCUCUUCCCCAUUGUUACUGCUUAUGAUUUGUACCAUAUGGGAACAAAAAAAACAUCUUCCAAAAGACUUGUCAGAUCUUUUCACUGAACUGAUUUGUUGCAUUUUAAGUCAGUAUGAAAUCAAGAGGAAUAAAGCUGCUAUUUCCAACAUUGAGAGGAUUCCAGAGCCGUAUAAACUUGCCAUUCUACUAUUAGGAGAAUGUAUGUAUGAAGGCCUAAAGAAAAAUAAUUUGUCUAUUGACAAAUAUAUUUUAUCAAACAUGAAAAAGAAUAUAGUUUCUGUAAAUUUAGCAUUGGAACUUGGAUUUGUUUAUGAAGAUAGCCCUUUUAACCCUGGUGAUACAAGAAAGAUUUACACACCCCCACACAAAUUGAUUUCAGAAGCACUAGCAGGGUUUUAUUUGGCUAAUCAAAUUGAGAAAGAGCAAUUGAAAGGUGAUGAAUAUGAGGUGAUAAGAUGUAAUAAAAAUUUAAAUAUGACAAGAGAGUUUACAAUAGGAUUUCUAGGUGUUAAAGCUGGUGAUUUGUUGAAGCAUUGGUUAGUAAAGCCGUCAAAAUUGUACUCAAUAACACAAUGUUUUGAAUAUAUAAAGGAGGAAAAUGAAAAAUAUGUACUAAGAAAAUUAGAUGAAAACAUGUCCACUGAAAUGAAAUCAUACUGUGAGGAAAUGCACGAGACAUUCAGAAGUGUUCUUGAUGGUGAUAGAAGUGAGCAUAUAUUUAAACUUAUGGGAAAAUAUUGCGUUAAAUAUAAACUUGAACAUGACAAACUUCAACAGAAAGUGAUGUCAUUGAUCGAUACAUCAGGUAAAGAGUCUCUUAGAAAAUCAUGCAGAAGUGUUCUAUUUAUGUCAGUUAAAGUACAAGAACUAUAUCAUAAUAGUAAUGUAUUUAGAUUGAAUGAAACCAAUUUACUUAGGUGUAUUUCAAAUUGGGAAGAUGAAAGGCUCAAUGUACUUUCAGCUGAGAUGAAAUACCUCCAAUUGAAUUAUAGCAGCACUGUUCUCACUUUUUACUGGCAGUUCAGUUCAUCAUUUUUUAUUCAUCUCCUGACACAUUCAAAUAAGCUAUCUGUCUUAUAUAUAAGAAACUGGCUUACUAAGGCUAUACUCAGUGUAGUUACCAAAGAGUUACUCAAAACUGUGAAUUUGACGUUAAAACAAUUUUAUAUAUAUAACAGUGAUCUACAUGAUAUCGAUGGAGCAUUACUAGGAAAACUAUUUAGAGUAGCUCCUGAACUAAAUGGCCUAGAAGUAAGCAAAUGUGGACUAUCAAGUGAUAUUGUGAGGGCAAUGAUUACUGAAUGUCACAAGAGUGGAGGUAAAUUAUGCAAACUUGUCAUGAACCAUAAUAACUUUGAUGAUGCAUUAAUUGGUGAUAUACUUAAAGUGUAUCCAAAUAUAUCUACUCUUAAAAUAGCUAGAUGUGGCCUCACACAGGAAUGUUUUAAUAAAAUGUUCAGUGAGGUACCUAAAAUUAACAUAGUUGAACUUGAUUUCUCCGGAAAUAAUCUAAGGAAUUUAGAUGGAGAAAUGUUUAGAACAAUAAUGAAAAAACUUCCCAAACUACAUUUUUUUGCCAUGGCGUUUUGCAACUUAUCAGGCUGUAUUGUUAAUGAAAUGAUGAAGGAAGUAUUGAAAGACAAAAUGCUUAAUUUGAUUGGCAACAACCUUUCAGUUAUUGACGGUAAAUCACUUGCAAAGUUAGUCAGGGUAAUUCAUGAGGAUGGUUUCUAUGGUGAAACUUUCAAUUGGAGUGAUUAUUCUCUUACAGCUGAUAACCUAGAAAAACUGAUUGAAUCAGUAGGUGUAAAUCAAACAUUGAAUUGGAAAAGGAUAGUAUUUUAUCGUGUUAAUCUUUCUUCAAUCCGUUGUAAAACAUUAGCUCGCCUUUUUAAAAUCUCCCCAGACCUGAUCGAAAUUCAAUUCCAUGACUGCUCUUUAGACAGUACUGUUCAUGAAAUGCUGAAGGAAUGUGAUAUGAUGAAGGUAAUAUUAGACGGCAAACAUGCUUAAUUUGGAGGGCAAUUUCUUUAAUAGCCUGCAGAUGCCUAAUACCAUCAGUUGCAGAGUUAUUCAGAAUUCGAGCAGAUUUUUUUUUUAGCAGAUGCUAGUUAGAGCGGAAGAAGAUCCACUUGUGCGAACAACAACCUGUGCGAGUUAUAUACGAAUUACUUCAAAAUUUCCUAUUUUUGAGCUAAAAAUUUGACAUUUUCAAAGGGGAAGGGGCACACAACAGUUCCAAAAUACAUAAGUGAGUAGCAUAGCACAAUUUCAAAUAUAAUUUGAGCUAAAAAGUUGACAUUUUCAAAGGGGAAGGGGGCACACAACAGUUCCAGAAUAGAUAAGUAAGUAGCAUAACUCAAUUACAAAUAUAAUUUGCUUUUUUAUGUAUAAUCAGGUGCUUGUUGAAUAAGUUCUGUAGUAGAACCCCUUUUUUUGAACAGCCCUAUUCAGCGGACAGGGGCCUUAAGCGAACACUUUCCUACUAAAAAAGUUGUUAAAACCACAGUCAAUCCAUGACAUCUGUAAAGCAGAUGUUAACACUUUGAGUGCGAAAUUGUCAAUACACCCCUUUAAAGCAUUUUCUACACUAUCAAAUUUCAUCAAAAAAGCGUCACAUAAAAUGUGGUGGAAAGUAGAGUUGAACACAUUCAAAUUUUUUUUUAUACAAUUUGAUGACAUGUGAUAUGAUGUCAUCAUACCCAUAUAUGGGCACAUCACAUUUUUUUGUCACAUAAAAAGAUAGUGUAGACAUAGCUUUAAAGGUGUCACUACUCUCUUAUCCACAACAAGUGCAACAAACUCAAAUAUUUAAUUUACAUUUUUAUUUUGAAUAUUUUUUGAGCCCUUAAAAUUAACCUAAUUUUGUUGGAUAUCAGUAUAUAUGUCCAGUGUGUGUUGGUUGGAAUUAUUCAUUGCCUAUAUUGUUACUGUUACUUCUCUUCAUGUGAUAUCAACCAAUCUUGUCAAUUUUAUCCCUUACCUUAGCUAUUUGAAUGAUGUUACUUUGAUUUUUAAAAAAAAGUACAUUCAUAGAGGAUUUGAUUGAUAACCUGAACCCUGAUUUCUGUGUCAUACUCUAUUCAUCUUCGACAUCAAGUAGAAUCCCAGCCCAUCCUCCACCUCCCUGCUGGCACCACCACUGGUUGUUUUAAUAACAUUUCUAUUAAUUUUGUAUCAUAAUAAUGUAUUAUUUUCACAGUGAAGAUUAUUGUCCAAACUGUAAGUGACAAAUAACUGUGAUAUUCCCUUAUUUGGGUGUAAUAUGACAUCAUCAUGCCCAUAUAUGGCACAUCACAGAGUUUCACAUAAAAAUUUAUUAGUGAAAGGAACACUGUAAUUUCCAAAUAUUUGGAUGAAUAAAGUGAUGUCUAUGUCUAGAGCUUAACAAAUUAGUUGUGAUUAUUGUAAAUCUCAUCUUAAGGUGAAUUUAACUAAAAUUAUACUGUAUCUAAUGUAGUGGUAAUUGUUAUUGUAUUGUGGGUGGUGUUUCUGGAAUUUGUUAAGAGUAUGUUACUUGAAUAUUCAAAUAAACAGUUAAUUGUAAGAA
Molecule: messenger RNA, 4861 nt
Organism: Anneissia japonica
Lineage: Eukaryota; Metazoa; Echinodermata; Crinoidea; Comatulida; Comatulidae
Exons: 2
Coding region: 553-3324 (923 amino acids)
Source: RefSeq, a predicted model, not a curated record